Myodes glareolus (Bank vole) is the source of this 2220-nucleotide messenger RNA. RefSeq names its product basic helix-loop-helix family member e22 (gene Bhlhe22). The record is from RefSeq and is a predicted model, not a curated record. Gene Ontology annotation, biological process: positive regulation of transcription by RNA polymerase II; axon development; sensory organ development. Lineage: Eukaryota; Metazoa; Chordata; Mammalia; Rodentia; Cricetidae. Gene Ontology annotation, cellular component: nucleus. Gene Ontology annotation, molecular function: protein dimerization activity; DNA-binding transcription factor activity, RNA polymerase II-specific; E-box binding.
GCACGGGCCUCCCCCCCGGGGGGCCCUACGGGUGGCGGCAGCGGAAACGGCGGCGGCGGUGGCGGCGGCAGUAGUAGCAAGAAAUCCAAAGAGCAGAAGGCGCUGCGCCUCAAUAUCAACGCCCGCGAGCGCCGGAGGAUGCACGACCUGAACGAUGCUCUGGACGAGCUGCGCGCGGUCAUCCCGUACGCGCACAGCCCCUCGGUGCGGAAGCUCUCCAAGAUCGCUACGCUGCUCCUCGCCAAGAACUACAUCCUCAUGCAGGCUCAGGCCCUGGAGGAGAUGCGGCGCCUAGUCGCCUACCUCAACCAAGGCCAGGCCAUCUCAGCCGCCUCUCUGCCCAGCUCAGCGGCCGCUGCGGCGGCGGCUGCUGCCCUGCACCCUGCGCUUGGCGCCUACGAACAGGCGGCCGGCUACCCGUUCAGCGCCGGGCUACCCCCGGCUGCCUCCUGCCCCGAGAAGUGCGCCCUAUUCAACAGCGUCUCUUCCAGCCUCUGCAAACAGUGCACGGAGAAGCCUUAAACAUUCCCUCCCUCGGAAGCCUCGAGACCGACCCCAAAGCUAGAGGAAAGCGAGAUGCUGCUCUCCACCCCUUUUAUUUUGUUCCUUUCCUAGUUGCGAAACACUGGCAGGGCAAACAAAGCAGAGGCAGGAACUGAGCAGUAACAGAGACAAACCGGACUUUCAGCCUUGGCGCGGCCCCGAAUCUUGUGGUCUUUGGGGUGGGGAGGGAGGGGAAAAGGAUGUUGAGUAGGGAUGGAGUGCGGAUGUCUUUUUUCCCUCAGAAAAGUGGCAACUUUGGUGGUAACCUAGACUUCGAGGAAGUACAGUCUUCUUUGAAGGUUAAAAAUAAGUUGAAAACUAGUAGUGCUUGUUUAUUAGACGUGAAAAGUAUUGAACGGCAAAAUACUAAUCCCACUAAUAGCUGAGAAUUUGGCUAGUACUGAAGGGGAGAGGAGUCCCGGGUUGAAAGGUGUGAAAGGGACAGGAUAUUCAUUCAGACAAAUCAGAAAGGGCACUCGAAAAUAACUUCUGAUUCUGAGCCAGGAGAAAAACUUGACAUGCAGGCUUAACUGGAGGGGAAAGCAAAGAGAGAGAGAGAGAGAAAAAACCACGUUGCUAUGAAGGACUUGUAUUUUUUAUCGUCUCUGAACUUAAAAUCCUGUGAAAAUGCUCAAAGUUUUGGUGAGAGUGAUAUAAAAAGCAGGCUGUGGCUGAAAGAAUUGCUUUUAAAAUAUUUAUGUGCACCUUGUUACUUUUUACUCUGCAAUGAUGUAUUAACAAAAUCAUGGUAUUUAUUUGUUAUUCUUCAAUGAUCCACAUCAUCAGUAUUUAUUACUUGUUAAGGUCUUGGGUCUUAUGUGAAGAUUUUUUUUGAUGCUUCUAAAAUUCUGUUAUAUAUAUUAACUUACACUGUGUGCCAAGUGUUGAAAGGUUUAUUUGCCAACAAGUAAGAGGAGAAAUAUUGAUGUAUCUGAGCUGCUUAGGUUUUUGAAAGGUCACCUGGAUAUUUUCAGUUGCAUCAUCCCUGUAUUUGAAUUGAGCUUUAAUAAAUUGCUUCAGUCCAAAAAUUACAGGAAAGGUGUAUUCUUAAUUAAUACAUGAAUUGAUUUCUUUUUCAAAAGGGGAUCUAUUUGCAUUCCAAAAGGGAAAAAAUCACAGCAAUAGAUCUUAUAAGUAAGAACAUGCUGGGCAAAUUUAUUUUCCAGGUUGUGCUGUGCAUUUUAAAAGGUCUAAUUUAAUUGCUUUUACUAUAGAUGUACAUAUAUAAGUUAUUAUAACUGUGAAGACUUAUUAUGUUAAAAGACGGCUUUGAUUUGCUUAUGGUGUGAAAUCAUUUGUUAUUUUUCUAAAAAAUUAUAAAAAUUUAAAAGAAAUGAAAUAAAGCUAAGGAAGAGCAAGAAGCUGUGUACCCAAAGCAAGCUUUCAGUUUAGUUUGCAUGGCUAUCUGCCUGCCUUUCGUCCUAUGAAAAUCCAGAAAAACCUCUUAAGAAAUGGGGUCUUGCUGUUUUCCACUCCUUACAGAUAAUACAAAUUCAGUUUGUCAGGUUGGAUGAUGAUUUCAGAGCUGUGAUGGAUCUGUCGGUGGGGUUUGGAUGUAUAAAGAAUUAAAUAUAUAUAUAUAUAUAUUAAAUAGGUCAAGCAGACUAUGACAGUUAUGUACGACCAUUUGUAUGUGUAUCUAUGUCAGAAAGAAUCUUUAUUAAAAUAUUUUGAUCA